Molecule: messenger RNA, 3824 nt
Organism: Onychostoma macrolepis
Lineage: Eukaryota; Metazoa; Chordata; Actinopteri; Cypriniformes; Cyprinidae
Product: tripartite motif-containing protein 16-like
Exons: 6
Coding region: 52-1683 (543 amino acids)
Molecular function (GO): zinc ion binding; protein binding
Source: RefSeq, a predicted model, not a curated record
GAAGUGUAGUUGAGCUGUUGUGUGUUUGUGUCUCUGUAUUCAUGCAGUAAAAUGGCAGAAGCCAGAUUUUCUCAGGAUGAGUUCAUGUGUCCAGUGUGUCUGGAUCUCCUGAAGGAUCCAGUGACCAUCCAGUGUGGACACAGUUACUGUAAGAGCUGUAUUACAGGCUGCUGGGAUCAGGAGGAUCAGAAGAGAGUCUACAGCUGCCCUCAGUGCAGACAGACCUUCAGUCCAAGACCUGCUUUAGCUAGAAACACCAUGCUGACUGAACUGGUGGAGAAACUGAAGAAGACCAAACUACCUGCUGACUGUGACGCUGGAGCUGGAGAUGUGCAGUGUGCCGUCUGUACUGGAAGAAAAUACAAAGCCAUCAAGUCCUGUCUGGUGUGUCAGGAAUCUUACUGUCAAACUCAUUUUAACCAUCAUGAGGAAUUUCAUUCAUAUAAGCCACACAAAGUGAUUGAUGCCACUGGACGACUGCAGGAGAUGAUCUGCCAGAAACAUGAGAAACAUCUGGAAAUGUACUGUAUUACUGACCAACAAUGCAUUUGUGUUCUGUGUACAAAAUAUGAACAUAAAAACCAUGACACUGUAUCAGCUGAAGCACAGAGGACAGAGAAACAGAAACAGCUGAAGGAGACGCAGAAGACGUUCCAGCAGAGAAUCCAGCAGAGAGAGAAAGAUCUCCAGCAGCUGAGAGAGGCUGUGGAGUCUCAUAAGCGCUCUGCACAGACAGCAGUGGAGGACAGUGAGAAGAUCUUUACUAAGCUCAUCCGCUCCAUUAAGAGAAGCCGCUUGGAGCUCAUACGGCUGAUCAGAGAUCAGGAAAAGCAAGCAGUGAGUCGAGCUGAAGAACGACUAGAGCGACUGGAGCAGGAGAUCAAUGAUCUGAGGAGGAGAGAUGCUGAGCUGGAGCAGCUUUCACACACACAGGAUCACAUCCAGUUCCUGCAGAGUUUCCAGUCUCUCUCAGCACCUCCUGAAUCUACAGACAUAAAUGACGAUCCCAUCAUUUCUCUCUUCUCUUUUGAUGAUCUGAGAGAAUCUGUCCAUCAGCUGAGAGACAAACUGGAGGAUUUCUGCAAAGAGGAGCUCAAGAAGAUCUCAGACAGAGUCACAUUCGCCAACAUUGUUCCCAGGACCAGGAACGACUUCCUACAAUAUUCCCAUCAGCUCACUCUGGAUCUGAACACAGUGAAUAAACAACUCCAUCUGUCUGAGAGCAACAGUGUGAUUACCAACACUGGCACAGUUCAGUCAUAUCCUGAUCAUCCAGACAGAUUUGAUGGUGUGUGUCAGGUGUUGUGUAGAGAGAGUGUGUGUGGACGCUGUUACUGGGAGCUGGAGUGGAGUGGAGAUAAUGGUGUGUUAAUAUCAGUGUCAUAUAAGAGCAUCAGCAGGAAGGGAGGUGUUGAGUGUUUGUUUGGAUCUAAUGAUCAGUCCUGGAGUUUGUACUGCACUCCCUCCAGAUACUCAUUCAUACACAAUAACAUACGGAUUGCUCUCCAGGGAAAGCCCAUCAGCAGUAGAAUAGGAGUGUUUGUGGAUCACAGUGCAGGAACUCUGUCCUUCUUCAGCGUCUCUGACACAAUGAGCCUCAUCCACACAGUCCAGACCACAUUCACUCAGCCGCUCUAUCCUGGGUUUUUUGUUUCUAUUGGAUCAUCAGUGAAACUGUGUUGAUGAAUCAGAAUUAUCUGACGAUAGAUUCUACCCAUAAUGCUUUGAGCUGCAUAAAUCAGUAACAGUGAGAGGCGCUUCAUUGCAUUACAUGCACAGCAGUUAAUUUCACAUUCAAAAUGCAGUAAAACUACCAAAAAACCUCAUACCCAUCUGAAAUUAAGCCAUUCUUUCCUAACAUUAAGACAUUUUGUCAACCAACAGUUACAGCGAGUUAAAUAAGUCACCUUUAUUUAUAUUUAUAUAGUCACCUUUAUUUAUAAAGCGCUUUUAACAAUACAGAUUGUGUCAAAGCACUUAACAGUAUCAAAUUGGAGGACAGAGUGUCAGUAAUGUAUAAUGAUAAGAUUAAACACUCAAUUUUCAGUUAAAGGCAUUUCAUUAUUGAAUUCAGAGAUGUCAUUGUCUAGCUCAGUUUAGUUUAAAUAGUAUCUGUGCAAUCAAAUCGGCGAUAAUCGCUAGAAAUUAAGUAUUGAGUAUUGAACGCAUCACCAUUUUUCUCAGUAAAUAUAUUUCUAAAGGUGCUGUUGACAUGAAAUCUUCUCCAGAUGUCGGUAACAAUCCAAUCCAUACAUACAAAGAAAGCAAAACAAAUAAGUUCAGAAAUUAAGUUCAGUGUAAUACAAUAUAAUAACAAAGGGAAAAAGUAUUGAACACAUGAGGAAAAGGAGGUGCAAAAAGGCAUGAUGGGUAAAAUCAAAGAGCUUUCUCAAAACAUACUGAUGGCAUUGGUUACAGAAGGAUUUUUAUACUUCUGGAUGUUCCAGUGAGCACUUUUGGGGCCAUAAUCCAAAAGUGGAAAGAACAUUAUUUCACCAUAAACCGGCCACGACCAGGUGCUUCUCGCAAGAUUUCUGACAGAGGAGUUAAUAGAAUGAUCAGAAGAGUUGUCCAAGAACCCAGGACCACUUGUGGAGAGCUUCAGAAAGACCUGCAAUUAGCAUGUACAAUUGUUUCAAAGAAAACAAUAAGUAAUGCACUUAUCCGCCGUGGCCUGUAUGGAUGCUCACCAUGCAAGACUUCAUUGCUGAAGAAAAAGCAUGUUGAAGCUCAUUUAAAUUUUGCUGCACAACAUUUAGACAAGCCUGUGAAAUACUGGCAGAAUAUAGUCUGGUCAGAUGAGACCAAAAUUGAACUCUUUGGAUGCCAUGAUACACACCAUGUUUGGAGGUCACAUGGCACUGCACAUCACCCCAAAACAUCACGGUGUAGUGCUGGCAAAAUUCAUAUAAAUGAAGGAAGGAUGAAUGUAAAAAUGUACCAAGACAUUCUUGAUAAAAAAUCUACUGCCAUCUGCCAGGAUGAUGAAGAUGAAAUGAGGGUAGACAUUUCAGCAAGACAAUGAUCCAAAACACACAGCCAAGGAAACUCUCAAAUGGUUUCAGGGAAAGAAAGUGAAGCUGCUAGAAUGGCCAAGCCAAUCACCUGACUUGAAUCUAAUCGAAAAUCUAUGGAAAGAACUAAGUUUAGAAGAACCUUCAGGAUUUGAAGACUGUUUGUGUUUGUGUGGAAGAAUGGGCCAAAAUCACAUCUGAGCAAUGUAUGCGACUAGUUUCUCCAUACAGGAGGCAUCUUGAAGCCAUCAUUACAAAUAUAGACUUUUGUAUGAAGUAGUAAAUACAUUUUAGUAAGCAUGUUCAAUAUUUUUUCCCUGGGUCAUUCCAUUCCAUAAUUUCUGAACAUUUUUGUAUUGUUUUCUUUGUAUGUAUGGAUUACUUGGUUUGUUACCGACAUCUGGUGAAAAUUCAUGUCAACAGCACCUUUAGAAAUAUAUUUACUGAGAAAAAUGCUGACGUGUUCAAUACUUAUUUUACCCGCUAUAUAUUUGUAUUAUGGUUUUGAACUUAUGUUAAACCGUUUUGAAAAGAGUAUGUAAUUGUGCAAAUUGGCCUGUUGGCACAUGAACAGAAUUAAUUUAAUUUGAAAUAAGUAGUUAUUGAAUGCAUUUUGUGCCACAGUUUAACACAGACAGGUCCACAGUUUAACACAGACAGUUGUUGUAUUCAAUGUGCGAAGAGUUUUAAAAAGUGACCCAAGUAUUGAGAAAUGUGUCCUGGUGAUUGUAAAAAAAAAUCUGUAAUACUGCAGCUGAACUUCUGUUACUGAAAUAACAUGUUUGAAUAAAUGUGUGUAAUAAAUCCUCA